Messenger RNA from Osmia bicornis bicornis, 3666 nucleotides. Its product is annotated as partitioning defective 3 homolog. Gene Ontology annotation, biological process: microtubule cytoskeleton organization; establishment of cell polarity; establishment of centrosome localization. The transcript has a single exon. Gene Ontology annotation, cellular component: adherens junction; apical plasma membrane; cell cortex. NCBI's taxonomy places the organism in Eukaryota, Metazoa, Arthropoda, Insecta, Hymenoptera, Megachilidae. The record is from RefSeq and is a predicted model, not a curated record. Gene Ontology annotation, molecular function: phosphatidylinositol binding; protein binding. The coding region runs from base 455 to 3340 and encodes 961 amino acids.
CCUUGCUUUCCGUUGGAUCGCCACAAGGAAUAGUGGAAUAAAAUGUGGUAAUGGCGAGUGCGUCUGUUCCGUAUAUUUGAUGUUGUGAUAAAGUUGGGCGUACGCGUCCACCUUAUCAGUCGUGACAAAGUUUUUUGUUUCGAGUAUGUUCACUUAAUUUUGGUACUUACGCUUAGUUUUUAAACGAAAUUAGUCAACAAUAAGGAGAAGGAAGUGAUCGAUGUACUAUGUCGGUGAUUCAUUAUCGGAAUAUGGAAGUACACGACAGAUAGUACAAGAUAAUCGUAUUAUACGAAGAGCAUUUACAACUUUGUAUAUUUUACGAUACGUACAUUUAUCUCGUUAUACCUGAUUGCUAGUAUAUUGAAAAUAAUUUCGAACCUGUUUAUACUAUUACGAAUAAUCGAUACGAGGCCGUAAACGUAUAACAAGAUAAUAUGAAAUCGGAGCGAGCAUGAAGGUAACUGUGUGUUUCGAUAACGUUAGAGUGGUGGUUCCAUGCGGGGAUGGAACCCUACUGGUUAAAGAUUUAAUGCAUGAGGCUAUUCUAAGGUAUAAAAAGGCAACUGGGAAAAACGAUAGUGCAUUAACUAUAAAUAGUUUGUCCUCUCUAACUGGAGGUGGUCUGUUGGAUCCAGAUGAUAGGUUAUGUGAUGUAGCUGAUGACAGAGAACAGAUUGUUGCUCAUUUUGUGAAUACAGAUGGUACGCAUGUUGGUGGUGAUGGGGCUAGUUCAGUUGGAACAAAUAGCCCUGAUUUUUUUCACUCAGAUGGCAAAGAAACAUCCUAUGCAAUUGAUACGCAUUCCUCCAUACCUCCCAGUAUAAAAAGAGAAAGUACUAAAAGAUUGUCAAUGCAUGCGUUAUCAACUAAAGAACCAUGUUUAGCCACAUAUUCUGCUCAGUCCCUUCCCAGAGAGUCUCGCCGUAGAGAACCACUGGGACAAGAUGCCAAAGUAUCAUUUGAAUAUAUAAAUGCCAAUAUUGAAGCUGGGAAUCAGGGAGAGAUCAAAGAGAUUGUAAUAAAGAAUGAAGCAGGACCACUGGGGCUUCAUGUGGUGCCAUGUUAUGACUUAUUGGGUAAUGAUCAAGGACUUAGAGUUGAAGGUAUUGAGCCCAAUGGCAGAAUUGCUAGAGAUGGUCAGAUCGAUUUGCAUGAUAAGAUUAUAAAAAUAAAUGGUCACAAUCUGUUACACAUACCAUUCUCCAAAGUGCAAGAAAUAUUUCGUACCUGUAUGACUGAACCAUGUUUGCAGAUUUCCGUUGUAAAGCAUAAGAAACCACGUGAGAAAUCGUUGCAUAAAAAUCAUGGAAAUACUAGUGGGGGAACGGAAAAGACGGAAACCGAUGAUAACGUUAAAAGACUUCAGUGUAGCAACUAUAAUUUGUUACAGACCGCCAACACUCGUAAGAUCGGCCGUAUGAUCGAGAUAGAAUUAACGAAGGGGAGCAAUGGUCUCGGAUUUAGCGUCACGACACGCGACAAUCCUGCCGGCGGCCAUUGCCCGAUAUAUAUUAAGAAUAUAUUACCAAAAGGUGCUGCUGUUGAAGAUGGUAGAUUAAGGUCUGGCGACAGGUUGCUAGAAGUGAAUAACAAAGAAAUGACGGGUAAAAGUCAAGCGGAGGUGGUUUCCCUUCUUAGAAGUAUUCCACCAGGGGGUAAGGUAAGAAUGGUGGUAUCGCGUCAGGAAGAAAUUUCCUCUACCAUUCCUGAUUCCCAUUCUCACGUUAGCCCCACUAAUCAAGCUUCAGACAGUACAGACAAUUCGAAAUAUUGGAACACGUCGAACACAUCGCCAGUAAAAAAGAACAUAGAAGUGCAAGAUAAAAUUAGUACCCAUAGCUAUGAAAAGUGCACGUUCAAACCAGUGAAAUCUACAUCGGAAGACAUCGUGCUCUCUCCGCGUAAAAAUCGUAUGAUAUUAACCUUAGACAUACCGGUACACGAUUCAGAGAAAGCAGGAUUAGGUGUUAGCGUUAAGGGAAAGACAACCAAUACCGACGAGAACACAAACAUGGAUCUGGGGAUCUUUAUAAAGAGUGUCAUCCACGGAGGAGCAGCCUCUAGGGACGGCAGAUUAAGGACCAACGAUCAAUUGCUCAAUGUUAAUGGGGUAUCUUUAUUAGGCCUAUCAAAUUCGGACGCGAUGGAAACUCUUCGAAGAGCGAUGCUGAAUACGAACAGCUCGGUAACAGGAGUGAUCACCCUGACCAUAGCUAGGAGGAUAUCCUCCUACGACGCAAAUGAAAAGAAUCUUCCGGAAAAUUUGUCUUCGCACUGUAAAUUAGAGUCUGCCAAUAGUAUAUACAUAUCCGAUUCCACGAAGAACAACGAGGGUAGAAUAAAGGAGAAGAACAGCUUGAACUCCCAGACGGACAUUUUGGACAAUGGUGGUCUGUUGUCUUGCGUGACGGCGUCUCCUUGGAAUCCAGUUAUCGAUCGAUUAACGGAACAGUACAACAAAAAUAGCUUAAGAAACGAGAGCUACUGUAUCGCUACCAAUAAAACAUGGAUAGAACCCGUUAGCAACGUGAAGAAGAUCACCAUAGGACCAAGGGAUGAUCGUGUAGAACCAGUGUUGUUAGAGGACUCCAACGAACCUCAGUGCAAUGAAGCUAAAAGAAGUACGGACGAUAAAGAUAGUCAGUAUUCCGGGGAUCCGACUUACGACAGUCAAUUGUCGUUGGAGGAAUUUAACUGUUCUUCGAAUAAGUUCUCCCGCGACGCUUUAGGUAGGCAGAGCAUGUCGGAGAAGCGACACGCGGCUUUGGACGCGAAGAACACCGAUACUUACAAGAGGAACAAGAAACUACGAGAGGGACGCGAGAAUAAGAAUCAAGAACAAGCAAAUCAGAAGGCGUCCAAUCAAUCGACGGAUUCGGAGGAUCAGUCGAGACGAGGAUGUAAGGCGGAGAGUUUCGAGAAGAACAAAAGUAAAGGUACCACCGAUGUCAACGCAAAGAGCGAGAAUAAUAUAAAACGAUACGAGAAAUCCGUGGAUCCUGCUCAAUCGGAAUACAUGUACACUAUUCCUGGAUGUAAUAAUAAGUUCACCUCACCGAGGAAGCAUUGGCUGGUAGACGAUGUACACGGCGACAUAGCGAAUAGCAAUAACUUUAAGGAUGAUCGAGAGGGUUUUCCGAAUAGUCGCGGGGACGUGAAGCAAGCCUCGUUGAAUUCCGCUUUGGACGAUCGAUACAAACGUUCAAGAAAGAAAGGAGGCAUUCGUUCGAUGCUACGAUUAGGAAAGAAUAGGAAAUCGCUCAAUUUCGGUGAUAGCAUAGAAGCUCGUCACGAGACUAGCAAUUAUUGCAGCGGAACGAUCAACUAUAUCGCAUAAUAUUCGAACGGAGCCUUAACACAACCGUAGAUACAAAAUACAUAAAACUUACUUGUGCAUAACACCUAGAAAAUACACAUAUUUACACAAGAGAGGAAUACACGAUUUUCUUUUUUUUUUUUUAAACACUCAUAUGCACGUCCCACGCGUACACGUACAUAUAGGUAUUAUUAUUUACAUGUAUCAUUUGUUCCAAAGUGCCUUAUAUCGUUGCAAAAAGAAAAGUAAUUAAUUCUGUAUAUAUAUUAUAUAAUUUUUUGUAUUCGUCCUCAAUUCGUACCGAUCAUGUAUAUCUAUUUUUUAAAAUAAACAAAUCAUGUACUUAA